GACGCCUCCAGACUCAAAGAGGAAAUCUAUCUACUAUAGAUGGCGCUGACUCCAACCGUGACAAGCCGGACCGUAUGCUGUGAUUCUCUCUUAUCGUUUGACUCACCGGUCGGACUUAGCGCAACAAGGACACCGCGCUUUGUGACGGACAUUCGCUACGAGGCCUCAUCACGAUGAUAUUUAAUGCAGACGGACGUACAUCCGUCAAAUUCUUUUUGAAACUCGAAUUGCCAACAAUGCGAGAAAACUGCGUUUCAUAUCAUCACUAGUACAAUAACUGUCGUUACUCUACUCUUCUUCCACGAUGAGCACUUAUUAUCAUCCCCAAUCAGAAAGCCACUGGAUCAGAUUCGAUGGUGAGCAAAUCAUCAACGAAUCCGAGCCGAUCGUCCGUCCAAACCGGAAACGUACUCGCCACCGACCUGGUCGUUCUCAGAGGCGCAAUUCAGGCGAUUCAUCAGGCUCAUCAUCACCCGAGCUAGUCACUCGCCACGACUCGGGCUGCUUCAUGCCACCAUCGUCCGCUUAUUCCCGAUGUUCCAGCACAGAUACCACCAAGGACUAUUGUAUAAACUCGCCUAGCGGCACAAUCGCUAUGGAGAAACCUACAUCCUCGUCAACCAUGCGUAUUGAUCGGGAUACGUUAGAUCGACAGAUGUUCGGUGGCGUUGACGAAGAUUCGCAGUCCGCCCAAGAACUCCGCGGACCGAUGCUCGACGUUGUAUUGAGUCUCUUCAACAACGUCGACUUCAUCGAUCCGGCAUUUUGAUUUCUUUCCAUGGGAUAUAAAACAUUCUUCUCUUAUUGGUGUGUUGUAACGACGGGACACAACACAUCUCCGGCUCAGAUCUUUGUAUCAUGCCCGCGAUCACAGCACGAAAUUCAACCAAUUUGAACCAUGGUUCCCCCGAUUCGAGAUCUUUCGACAAUCAACUUAACGAUAAAUUGAUGAUUUAUGAAUAUUUGAAGCUUGGCAGCGUGGUUGUUCAUGCGAUGUUUCGUUCCUGCGAUUACAAGCAAGGCUCGCAUGUACUUUCUGAGUCAAUUUUAAUUGGUGUCUAUCACCACUUUUUGUACUGUACCGUAUACCAUUCUCUCCAUCUCACGCGGAGUCUGCGCUGGGAUUUCGUGUUUCCAGUGGAGUAUUUGGCGUAUUGUUAGCAAACCUUACAAAUCCGGAGGACAUGACUCCGGAUCCUUCACCUCGAUCGAUCACUAGAGAUUAGGCGUCCCAUCACGAGUACCCGGGUAGG
Messenger RNA from Dissoconium aciculare CBS 342.82, 1253 nucleotides. RefSeq lists its product as uncharacterized. Lineage: Eukaryota; Fungi; Ascomycota; Dothideomycetes; Mycosphaerellales; Dissoconiaceae. The coding region runs from base 305 to 769 and encodes 154 amino acids. The transcript has a single exon. The record is from RefSeq and is a predicted model, not a curated record.